GACAAGUUUAUAACUAUUCUCAAAAUUUUAUAAAUUGUACUAAUACACAUACCACCAUGAUAUCUACAGAAUCAUCGGAGGAAUCCUCCACGAUUCCGUCCAGGGUUACAAUACACUCCUGUGAAACAUUAACUUGGUCAUCCGACAAAACUUUGGGGAAGUCAGGAAUAAGAAUUACUCCGGACAUGGUCCACAACCUACAGUAUGAUAUACAAUUGGACAACGAUGGAUAUGAGACCUGGCAGGCGACAACUCCCUACCAAUCUUUAUCCUCUAUCCUUCACGUAUCAGUUACUGCCAAAUCGCCCCAGUUAAUGGCACUUUUCGCUGACGGCGAUAUAAACUCUGCCAUGCGAAUUUUACUAGAAUCGCUUCACGCCCCGUUCGGCCCUAAUGCUGUAGCCACUAUUCUGGUGGAGAGGAGCAUUGCAGAUGAUGUGAAGGCACGAAUUCAACUUGGAAUGCACUGCCUUCUUGGUGAUUCGGCCUAUAAUAACCAUUACAUGCGGACCGUGGACAAACUUCAGCUAGUUGACUUUGAAACCAUUAUGGGCGAUCCUGAGAAAGUGCAGGCAUCUGUCACGCCCAUUGUGGUCAUCGGUCACACCCAGAACGAGCUGGGAACAUGGCCCAGUGGGGUCAUCACCAUGCAUACAUUUGGGUGUCUCGCAGAAGCUAUAGCUGCAUAUCGCAGCGAGGAAAUGUUCUUUGAGGCCGUUUCAAUAUGGAAUGAGACAAUGGACGGGGUCCAUGAACUAUUGGCUGCAAUUUCUUCCACUCUCCUUUAUAUAAACUGUUGCAAUGUCGACAUCGAACCGAUAAGAGAUGCCUACGAAAGUUCGAAAAAGACAGUCCUGGUGUGGAAAGGGCUCCACUACAAAAUAGUAGAAUUGAUGGGAAAGCGUAAGAUAAUUGUGUUUCCUGUUGGGAAAGACAUUAAAAAGUUAAUCCAAUUGGUUGAUAAAGCUCCUAAAAAAAGGUACAUUGAUGGCCUUAAUCCCUAAUAAAUUUAAAUGGUAUAUUAUAGCAGA
Messenger RNA from Scaptodrosophila lebanonensis, 1031 nucleotides. RefSeq lists its product as uncharacterized. The transcript has a single exon. Gene Ontology annotation, molecular function: oxidoreductase activity. The coding region runs from base 57 to 1004 and encodes 315 amino acids. The record is from RefSeq and is a predicted model, not a curated record. Lineage: Eukaryota; Metazoa; Arthropoda; Insecta; Diptera; Drosophilidae.